Molecule: messenger RNA, 5744 nt
Organism: Xenopus tropicalis (tropical clawed frog)
Lineage: Eukaryota; Metazoa; Chordata; Amphibia; Anura; Pipidae
Gene: ddr1
Product: discoidin domain receptor tyrosine kinase 1
Exons: 18
Coding region: 516-3356 (946 amino acids)
Biological process (GO): cell surface receptor protein tyrosine kinase signaling pathway; collagen-activated tyrosine kinase receptor signaling pathway
Cellular component (GO): plasma membrane; membrane
Molecular function (GO): transmembrane receptor protein tyrosine kinase activity; ATP binding; transferase activity
Source: RefSeq, a predicted model, not a curated record
AGGAUCAGCAAGGGAUUUGAGAGAAAGACACACUGAAGAAAAAAUGGAGACUUUUGUUUUGUGAAAAGUGGUGGAAAGCGGAAGAGAUAGGGACAGAGACAGGAAUAAGACCAAUGUUUUAGGAAGUUAUAUGGAGAAAAUAAUGUAUAUCUAUAUAAAAUUACAGUGUGAGUAGAGAUAAUUAAAAAAGAGUAAGGCAGCCAUGAGCAGAUUGUUAGUGAAAUUAACAAACAACAGGGAACCUUUAUAAGAUAGAAUAUCAGCUGAGCUCACUCUAGAAUCAUAAAAUCAUCGACUUGGGAUCACUUUGCUUAGGGAUACUAUUGAAAUGCGCCAGUUUUUUGUUCCACUCCCUGUCACAUCUGCAAUAUAAAAUAUGGAGUAGGACAACGUUGUGUGCACUCAUAACAGGCUUUCACAAUACAAGCACGAGGACUUCCUGCCUGUAAUGCAUCCUGGACCUUCUUAUACCAUUGAUCUGGUAAUAUGAAUCAUUUUUUCAUUGGACAUCAUAUAUGGGAGAAUUAAAGAUGACUUCUCUUCUUUUCUGGUUCAAUCUGCUCCUUGCUCUCUGCAUAGCUGAACCUGAUGCUCACUUUGAUCCAUCUUCUUGUCGCUAUGCAUUGGGUAUGCAGGACAGGACCAUCCCAGAUGAGGAUAUCACAGCAUCCAGUGCCUGGUCUGACUCUACUGAAGCUAAACACAGCAGGUUGGAAAGUAAUGAUGGUGAUGGAGCUUGGUGUCCACUAGGCCCUGUAUUCCCAAAUUAUGAGGAAUUCCUGCAGGUGGAUCUACGGAAUCUCCAUUUUUUGACCCUUGUGGGCACACAAGGCCGAGAUGGAGGAGGGCUGGGCAAGGAAUUUGCCCGACAUUAUCAACUUCGCUACAGCCGUGACGGGUUUAAAUGGUCACAAUGGAGGGAUCGCUGGGGAAAUGAGGUCAUAGAGGGAAAUGAAAACACACAUGACUCUGUGUUGAAGGACCUGGGCCCUCCAAUCAUUGCUCGAUAUGUGCGCUUUUAUCCCAUGGCUGACAGAGUAAUGAGUGUUUGCCUACGUGUUGAGCUUUAUGGCUGUAUUUGGCAAGAUGGACUCCGUUCCUACACGUCUCCUCCAGGAAAUGUGAUGAGUCUCCCUUCAAUGCUCAUUAACCUUAAUGACUCUACGUACGAUGGAUUUACAGUAGGCGGGCUGCAAUAUGGAGGUCUGGGACAGUUGACAGAUGGUGUGAUUGGGGCAGACGAUUUCCUUCAGCACAAAGAGCAGGGAGUCUGGCCUGGUUAUGAUUAUGUAGGAUGGAUGACCAGCAACUUCCCAAAAGGAUACCUGGAAAUGGAGUUUGAGUUUGAUGCGCUUAGAUCAUUUAUAUAUAUGAGGGUACACUGUAAUAAUAUGGGAUCCGGUGGCAUCCAGAUAUUCCGUAGGGUUGACUGUUACUUCAAACGCUCUUUGCAUACCCCGUGGGACCCUCAGCCUGUCACUUUGUCCCUAGCACUGGAUGUGCGAGACCCAAGUGCACGCUCUGUAACUAUAGCCCUGCAAGGCAGAGCAGCCCGCAUCUUACGCUGUCACUACUAUUUCUCCAGCCAGUGGCUGCUCCUCAGCGAGAUCUCGUUCCUUUCUGAUAUACUGGAUGCAACAGAUCCAGAAGAACCAAGCCCACUGCCCCCUCCUAUGCAGACAAUUCCUCCACCAGAAGUGACAAGCAUACCACAGGACACCACUAAAAGAGAAACCACCUCCACUGGCACUACUGCCAGUCUGAAUGGGCAUGUGCUUGAGGCAGGCAUUGACAUCAGAAUGAACCAACCAAUUGCCAAGGAUGAUAGUGGUGACACAUCUAUUCUCAUUGGAUGCCUAGUGGUCAUUAUCCUACUUCUGUUAGUGGUUAUCAUUCUCAUUCUGUGGAGACAAAGAUGGAAAAGAUUACUGGGGAAGGCUCAGCGGCGCCCCUCUGACAGUGAUCUUACUGCUCACUUGUCCCUGCCCACUGAUACAGUGGUUAUAAACAACACCCACAAUGCACCUGGGCCACCACGCCAUGCCAACCGAUACGAGCGUAUCAUAACUUCAGAAGGGGAGUACCAGGAACCAAGCCACAAUCCUAGAGCAAAGAUAACCACACUUUCCCUCUCCUCUGAAGGCGCAGCUCUGCUGUUAAACAACCCAGCCUAUGAGCUCCUACUCACCACCUACAGCAGGCCAAUCACAGAGCACGGUGGCCUCCAGGCUAAGCCAAUCAACAGCCAGGAAGGGGGAUAUAGGGAACUGGAAACUCCAAAAUUACCAGCAUGUUGCCCCCCAAGUGUCCCACACUAUGCUGAAGCUGAUAUUGUUACCCUGCAAGGAGUAACAGGGGGUAAUACCUAUGCAGUACCAGCACUAACUGCCGACUCCCUCGCUUCCAAAGACUUGCCUCUUUGUAAAUUCCCCCGUGGACAUCUCCUUUUUAAGGAGAAGCUGGGUGAGGGGCAGUUUGGAGAGGUACACCUGUGUGAAGUAGUGAAUCCUCAUGAGCUCCCCACUUUACAGUUUCCAUUUAACAUGCGCAAGGGAAGAAGCCUGCUUGUGGCUGUUAAAUUGUUGAGAGCCGAUGCCAAUAAGAAUGCAAGAAGCGAUUUCCUGAAGGAACUGAAGAUCUUGUCCCGUCUGAGUGAUCCUCACAUUAUCCGUCUGCUGGGUGCUUGUCUGGAUGAAGAUCCGCUCUGCAUGAUCACAGAGUAUAUGGAAAAUGGAGAUCUCAAUCAGUUUCUGAGUUCCCAUCACCUGGAUGAAGGAGAGGAAAGUGGAGCACAAUGUCUGCCUGCUAUCAGUUACCCCAGCCUAUUGCACGUGGCUGUGCAGAUUUGUUCUGGAAUGAAAUACCUUUCGUCCCUUAACUUUGUACACCGGGACCUGGCCUCAAGAAAUUGCUUGGUGGGGGAAAACUUCACCAUAAAGAUUGCAGAUUUUGGGAUGAGCCGCAACUUGUAUGCUGGAGACUACUACCGAAUACAGGGCAGGGCAGUACUGCCAAUUAGAUGGAUGGCCUGGGAGUGCAUACUUAUGGGAAAAUUCACCACAGCCAGUGAUGUGUGGGCUUUUGGCGUGACGUUGUGGGAAAUUUUAAUGCUGUGCAAGGAGCAACCAUAUGGUGAACUAAGUGAUGAGGAUGUGAUUGAGAAUGCAGGGGAAAUCUUCCGUGACAGCAAGAAGCAGAUAUUCCUCUUCCGACCUCCGCCAUGUCCUCAGCCUCUGUAUGAGCUGAUGCUUCAGUGUUGGUCCAGAGACUGCAGGGAGAGGCCCUCCUUCCAGGACAUCCAUGCCUUGCUUACAUCCCAUCUCCUCUGCUGUUCCAGUGAUGAGCUAAAGGAGUAGUGUCAGCAGAGCAGGCUGAACUGAAGCCACACACCAUAACUCUAGGCCUGUAUUUCUGUUAGAAAGCCAAAUCUUCACCUAUAGUUGUAGGUUACACUACACAUCAGUUAUCAUCUCUGUAAUAAUAUAAUACCUCUCAUUACUUACCAAACACAGAACUGAUUUAUACUUCUUGCAUCUCUCCCACAGUCUUAUGCACUGUAAUGCUGCCCACACUUAUCAACAGCAGUGCACACACGAGAAAACAUAGCCUUUCUGUGAAUAGCAUUUUGCAGUCCUUAACACUGGAUAUGGCAUAAUAACCCCACUACUAUAGGUUUAGAACGUACAUUAUUACUUUACCACUGUAAAACAUUUAUUUUCCCUUUGUCUAACUACCUGUAUGAUUAAAAACAUAGAGAUCUGCUGCCAUGGGCCAAAUUCCCACAGAAAAUAUUUCUUCCUAACACAACACAUUGUUAAGUUUCAUCCUGUGUCUAUUUUAUGGGCUGUCAAGUAUUGUACAUGAAGAAUUCCUCUUGUAAUUCCGCACAGAGAUAAACUGUGGCAGCACAGGGAUGUACCCCUGCAGCUUAGUAAAAUAGCGAUCCAUGGAACUUCAACUUGUCCAGAGCUGCAACUCCCAGCACUCAGCAGUUAGAUGUAGAUGUUAGAGUAUCCUGGAAAGUCCAGGACGGAAUUCAUUAAAGUGCAGUUAGCCCAGAAUUUGGACAAUUUUAACUGCAGACUUUUUUUUUUUUUUUACCUAUCUUACACCAAAAAGUUUUUUUUAUGCCAAAAAUGUUGCCAUUUAAAAGCCAUUUUUAUGAAUCUGACAUUAAUAACUUAAUCAAACUUACCUGGUUCUGAAAGGUUUGUUUGAUUCUUCACUAGUACUCCAAAUUCAUAAAAGUAGUGCCUGGACACCUCUUUUUUUUUUUUUUUUUAAACUAUUUUGUGCUAAAUGUAGUCUGAGAGGCAGAGUAAUCACACUGUUCUGCUGUAGCCAUGGCAUUGAGCAGCUUUUGCACUGUUAUCAUCCCAUGUUAAUCACAACAACAAUAGCACCCACAGUGUCACUACUUGCUGCCAUCACAACAGAUUUUCUCCCAGCACAUGGUGGGUUAAAAAUGAAAGCCCCUGCUCAUUUUUAUUUUAUGUUAACCUGAGACCAUCAGUUAUUGUUAAAAUAUAGGCACCAGCAGCUCACUGCUUAUGCGGUUCAUAAGUAGUUGGAUGUCCCUGAUUUGAAAUGAGAGAUUGCGGUUAUAGAAUAAAUCACAAAUGUUGCUACUUUGCUCCCAUACAAGCUUUCUCUGCCCUGAGAUUGUUUCUGUUUUGCUAUAGAAUGGAAGUCUUACUAUUAUUGAAACAGUGGCAGGCACAGAGGUAAAAGCAUAUGCUUUCCUAUCAUUCCCCUCCAUGUAAAUAAUGACAGAACGCCUCUGUAUCCUAUCCAUAUUACAGCCACAGCACGUUUUAUGUAAGGUUCGUGUUUUUUUUUUUUUUUUUGGAUCUACGUCUGCUCUCUUCAAUGCACUGGAUAAUGAGAUUUUUUUGUUUUUUAUUCAAUUUCCGUCAGCCAUUGAGAUGGCUUUCCCAGCCUGGUAUGUGACAUUUCCCAGUGUACAAAGCCAGUCGGCAGAUUCAUUUAAGAACACUCCUUAAACAGAACAGCCACAAUGGGAAAGACUAGUAGCACUUUUGCAUAUGAUCAUUUUAUUUUUAGUACUGGACUCUUGGUUCCAUUUUUGAAAUCUUUAUCAAUUUCCUAUUGGACACUUCAUUGAUUUAAGAAUGUGCACAACAGAUGAGUCUUUGCCCAAUGCACACAACUGAUUAUGAUCUCUUGGAUUCUGCACCUUCUUGUCAAUGGAGCAAUGAAAAUAAUGGUGACAUUUCUCAGAAAAAAACUGCCAUUAUGAACUGCCCAUUUAAAGACUUAGGGAUGUGACUGUGCAGUACAAACGAAGAACCGAACAGGAAAUUUUCAGAUUAAUCAUCAAGAAAGGAUGGACCCAAAAUCUCUUUGUAGAAAAGUGUACUUGGAGCUUUAUGUUUGCAUUUUACUUUAAAGGAAUUCUACAAAUAUUCUCUCCAUCUAAUCCAUGAGGAACGGACCAUGAAUAGUUGAGUGGAGACUAAAGAACAUUAUUUUGACCAUAAAGUCUGACUUUUUGGUUAAAAUAGGACAGUAAUUGUUACUGCUAAGCCCCGAUUUUGAAGGGUCUUUGAUAUUUCCCUGUCACAACUGCCCUAUGCCCUUGUGUGUGUAUAUAUAGUACUGGUAAUUUAAUUCUAUAAAUGAUGUUGUGCUACAAUUUUUAUAUGAUGUUAAUAUAUAGAGAUUCGAUAAGAGGUUUUACUAAUUUGCGAAAAUAAAGAUUGCUUUUUUUCUAGAUUCUUUUA